Messenger RNA from Darwinula stevensoni, 1854 nucleotides. The record is from the annotation of a GenBank genome assembly. NCBI's taxonomy places the organism in Eukaryota, Metazoa, Arthropoda, Ostracoda, Podocopida, Darwinulidae.
UCAUACUCGACGGCGAACGCACUGUUCGCCAGCCGAGCGGUGGAGGCCCUGAAGAGGCUGAAGGCGAAGGAGAAGGAGGGCGAGGAGCGCAUCCCCUUGGUCUGGAUCCACGAUUAUCACCUCAUGCUCGCUGCUAAUCACAUCCGGCAGCAAUGCGAAGAAGAGAAUCUGAAAUGCAAGUUGGGAUUCUUCCUCCACAUUCCCUUCCCACCGUGGGACAUCUUCCGUCUCUUCCCCUGGGACGACGAGGUCCUUCAAGGAAUCCUCGGAUGCGACAUGGUGGGAUUCCACAUCGAGGACUACUGUCGGAACUUCCUGGACUGCUGCCAGCGGCGACUGGGUUUCCGAGUGGACCGGGUCCACAACCUGGUUGACGUGGCAGGGAGGACGGUGAAGGUCCGGGCUCUGCCGAUCGGGAUCCCGUACAAGCGGUUCGAGGAUAUGGCCAACGCGGCGCCCAGGGCGCUGCAGUCCUCCCAGCAGAUCAUCCUCGGAGUCGACAGACUCGACUAUACCAAGGGACUCAUAAACAGGAUCCGAUCCUUAGAGAGGCUGCUGGAGAAGCAUCCCGAGCACCUGGGGAAGGUGACGCUGCUGCAGGUGGCCGUCCCUUCCCGGACGGACGUGAAGGAGUACCAGCAGCUGAAGGAGCAGAUGGACCUAGACAUCGGACGCAUUAACGGACGCUUCUCCACGCUCAAUUGGUCCCCCAUCCAGUACAUCUAUGGAUGCAUUUCCCAGGAUGAUCUUGCCGCCUACUACAGGGAUUCGUCUGUGGCACUGGUGACUCCUCUUCGAGAUGGAAUGAACCUGGUGGCGAAGGAAUACGUGGCCUGUCAGGUGGAUAAGCCAGGCGUGCUGAUCCUGUCUCCCUUCGCGGGAGCCGGGGAGACGAUGCACGAGGCCCUGCUCGUGAUGGAUUCCUCUGUGGCACUGGUGACCCCUCUUCGAGACGGAAUGAACCUGGUGGCGAAGGAAUACGUGGCCUGUCAGGUGGAUAAGCCAGGCGUGCUGAUCCUGUCUCCCUUCGCGGGAGCCGGGGAGACGAUGCACGAAGCCCUGCUCGUGAAUCCCUACGAACUGGACGACGUGGCGGACACCCUCCAUCGGGCCCUCACCAUGCCCAUUGAUGAGCGGGAGAUGCGCAUGUGUCACCUGAAGAAGCGGGAGCAGACCAUGAAUCUGGAUUUCUGGCUCAGCUCUUUCCUCAAGGCGAUGGGGAGCCUUGACCCCGCGGAAGGGCGGAAGGAGUCGAUGACAACGAAGACCCUGGGCCCCAUGACAACGGAGGACUUCGAUGAAUUCCUCAGCAAAUACAUCGGAGACACGGCCAAGAUAGCCCUCCUCUUGGACUACGACGGAACGCUGGCCCCCAUCGCUCCCAAGCCGGAGAUCGCCUUCAUGCCGGCAGAGACGAAGAACGUCCUCGUCCGGCUGAGCAACAGCAGCGACGUUGCCAUCGCCAUCGUAUCCGGGCGAAGCCUGGAAGACGUGCGGAAGAUGGUCGGGAUCGAUGGAAUCACCUACGCCGGGAAUCACGGCCUGGAGAUCCUCCACCCAGACGGGAGCAAGUUCGUCCACCCGGUCCCCGAGGAGUAUCACGAGAAGAUGAAAACAAUGUGUCGAGAGCUGCAGGACGAGUGCUGCAAGGACGGUGCCUGGAUCGAGCACAAGGGUCCAAUCAUUACUUAUCACUUCCGCGCUGUCCCGAUCCAGCUCAGAAGUGCAUUCAAGCAGAGGGCGAACGCUAUCAUCUCCAAGAACGGCUUCAAGGCCCAUCCGGCUCACUGCGCCAUCGAAGCCAGGCCACCUGUCCAAUGGGAUAAAGUAAGACUUUUUGCUGCUUUCCACUAA